AUGCUCGACGUAUUCGAUUUCAUCAAGGAGAAGGGGGGUGAUCCCGAGAAGAUCAAGGAGUCUCAAAGACGGCGGUGCGCGCCAGAGGAAGCUGUUGAUGAAGUCAUAUCUCUUUACGAAGAUCACCGCAAGACUCAAUACGCCGCUACCCAAGUCAACACCAAGAUCAACGACACCCAAAAACAGAUUGGCGUCAAGAGGAAGGCUAAGGAAAAUGCGGACGACCUCAUGAAGGCGAAGGCCGACUUCGAGAAGGAGAAGAAGACGUUGGUAGAGCUCGCGGCUGAGAAGGAGCUGGUCUUGAAGAAGAAGAUUGGUACAAUAGGCAACAUUGUCCACGACUCUGUGCCAGUCAGUGACAACGAGGACCACAACGCCGAGCUACGGAAAUGGGCGCCAGAAGGCAUAACAGUCGAGAAGCGCGACGUUCUUUCCCACCAUGAGGUUCUGACGAGACUAGACGGCUACGAUCCCGAGCGAGGAGUGAAGGUUGUUGGACACAGAGGAUACUUUUUGAGGAAGUGGGGUGUGUUCUUGAACCAGGCCUUGAUCAAUUACGGACUGGAGUUCCUCGACUCGAAGGGAUACACGCCGUUACAGACACCACAGUUUAUGCUGAAAGAGUACAUGGCAAAGACCGCGCAGCUGGAGCAGUUCGAUGAGGAGUUGUACAAAGUUGUGGAUGGAGAUGCGCAGAACGACAAGUACCUUAUUGCGACCUCUGAACAACCGAUUUCUGCCUUCCACGCAGACGAGUGGUUGGUUCCGAAGGAGUUACCCAUCAAGUAUGCUGGAUUCUCCUCGUGCUACCGUAGAGAAGCUGGUUCCCAUGGUCGUGAUGCCUGGGGAAUUUUCCGCGUUCACCAAUUUGAGAAGAUCGAGCAAUUCGUCCUUACCGACCCCGAGAAGUCAUGGGAAAUGUUCGAUGAAAUGAUUGCCUUCUCAGAAGAGUUCUACAAGUCCCUUGGAGUCCCAUAUCGUGUCGUCGCUAUUGUCUCUGGAGCGCUCAAUAACGCAGCUGCCAAGAAGUACGAUUUGGAGGCUUGGUUCCCCUUUCAAGGCGAGUAUAAGGAGCUUGUGUCUUGCUCGAACUGCACAGACUACCAGUCUCGAGCUCUGGAGAUCCGAUACGGUACUAAGCUUCAGACGGAGAUCCGAAAGAAGUAUGUUCACGCAUUGAAUUCAACUCUCUGCGCAACGGAGAGAGCCUUGUGCUGUCUAUUGGAAAACUUCCAGACCGAAGAGGCAUGCGCCCCCGCUGGUUUCAAGGUCCCAGAGCCACUCCGAAAGUACCUCCCUGGAGCCCCCGAAUUCCUUCCAUUUACCAAGGAGCUGCCAAAGGAUACUACAUCUCAAAAGGCGAAGGCUAAAGGUGGCAAAGAGGCAUCAAAGCCUAAGACAGCGCCCGUCGGAGCUGCUCCGGCGGAAGCUGCAGAGAAGCUAAAGGAUCUCCAAGUCUGA
Molecule: messenger RNA, 1461 nt
Organism: Drepanopeziza brunnea f. sp. 'multigermtubi' MB_m1
Lineage: Eukaryota; Fungi; Ascomycota; Leotiomycetes; Helotiales; Drepanopezizaceae
Source: RefSeq, a predicted model, not a curated record